Danio rerio (zebrafish) is the source of this 1463-nucleotide messenger RNA. NCBI's taxonomy places the organism in Eukaryota, Metazoa, Chordata, Actinopteri, Cypriniformes, Danionidae. The record is from RefSeq.
UGAACUGUUGAAUUGACUGACACCUGAAACAAUGAAACCCUGGAAAGCCAAAAACAAGAAAAGAAAAGGCUAUUUUUGAGGGUGAAUUUCUUGUGUAACCAGUAUGAAAAUAGUUUAUUUUGAAACAUACACACUCUCCACCCAAAUGAACAGACUUCCACAGAAGUCCAGAAAAAACAUGUGAAUGAGGAAGAAAAAUGAAAAAGGCCUUUGUUUAGAGUAUUAAACAAAUGCUGUGACGUGUUGAUUAACGGAUGAGAGCAGAUAUAGAAUCAUCACACAGUCUGAAUCUGCAGACAGAAACAUCAGACUGAGGACAGGAACACACCAGCUCUGAAAAAUGGCUCAAUCUCUAUAUUUCCCUCUUCACCUCAUUGCUCUCUGCUCCAUAUCUGAAUGUGUUCAGCGUCAGUAUCACUUUAUAAAUGAGAACAAGAACUGGACUGAAGCUCAGAGAUACUGCAGAGAGAAAUACACAGAUCUGGCCACUGUUGACAACAUGAACGACUUAAUCCAGCUGAAGAAGAGUGCGAAUAAUGAAGGGGUUCAGAAUAUUUGGAUUGGUCUUCAGAGGACGGGUGUUUAUAAAUGGUAUUGGUCUUCAGGUGAUCCUGCGCUCUUUCUGAACUGGGCAUCUGGAGAACCAGCCGGCAGUGAAGAGUGUGCUGUUAUGAGAAAUGGACAGUGGAUUGUUUGGCUAUGUAGUAAUGUCUCAUUCUUCAUCUGCAACAACACAAGCACAGGACUGGUGUUUGUCAAUCAGUCGAUGACCUGGAGAGAAGCUCAGAGUUACUGCAGACAGAAUCACAUUGAUCUGGUCAGUGUGAGGAACCAGAAUGAGAAUCAACAGCUGGAGAAGUUCAUUAAUGACAGAAACUCAUCUGGAUCUGCAGUCUGGAUCGGUCUGUUCAGAGACACAUGGCAGUGGUUAGAUCAGAGCAACUCCUCAUUCAGAUACUGGUAUCCUGGUGAACCAAAUAAUUAUGGAGGUCAUGAAGACUGUGCAGUGAUUGGAAAGAAUACACAGAGAGGAUGGGCAGAUGUCCCUUGUGAUAGUCGCCAAAUUCCUUUUGUGUGUCAUGAAGAUAAACUGAUUGUGAUCCAGCAGAAUCUGUCGUGGUCUGAAGCUCUGAGAUACUGCAGACAGAAUCAUGUGGAUCUGGUCUCGGUUCAGUCAGUGGAGAUGCAGCGUCGUGUGAUGAAUGUGGUUAAACUGGCGUCUACUGAGGCGGUGUGGUUGGGUUUACACCACUACUGCAGCAUGAACAUGUGGCUCUGGGUGAGUGGAGACAUGGUGUGCUAUCAGAACUGGGCUCCAGGGAACGGCAGCACACCGGAAAACUGCAAACUGGAGAACAGAAAAGGAGCAGUUCAGUCUGGAGGAAAUCAGACCUGGAUCAGCCUUCCUGAAUCUCACAGACUCAACUUCAUCUGCACUAACUACUGAGAGAAGAUGUGUCUGU